Molecule: messenger RNA, 5462 nt
Organism: Nerophis ophidion (straightnose pipefish)
Lineage: Eukaryota; Metazoa; Chordata; Actinopteri; Syngnathiformes; Syngnathidae
Product: CD82 antigen-like
Exons: 8
Coding region: 2064-2885 (273 amino acids)
Cellular component (GO): membrane
Source: RefSeq, a predicted model, not a curated record
ACGGUACUGUAUGUCAAAAAUAACAUAAGAAGGUGAUGGAUCAACUUUCUCCUUAUUAACAAGUUGAACUGGGCUGGCACAGAAGUCCCUUUGGUGCCCCCACAAACAAUCAGAAAUCACAUUAAUCCUUAACUUUAUCAACCACAUUGCUAAAAUAAUAAGGAUUUAAAAAAGUUAAAUCCACCUACAUUGAUAUCGGCAAAGCAGCUGAAGAGAAAAGGGCAGACAGAGGGUGAAAGAAUGUUUGGGGGGGUUUAGUGCCUUUUCUGUGAAAUGUCUGCUCUGGCAUCCUUUUCCAGAAAAGUCCAAAUUUUCAUUCAAAAUCACCUCAGUCUGUGAUAUAUGAUAUAUCCGUGUCUUUGGUCCGGAAUAAACGUGUCAGUCCAAUUGUCACAGAACAAUUUACUAAUCAUGGAUGUGAUUUGAAGAAGGGGAUAAAUAAGCUUUGAUUCUUCCUACUCCUUUUUGGACAUGUUCAACCGUAAACAAGAUGGCUUAUUUUUCCUAUGCAACUUUAUAAUCAUGCUGGAAAUAUACUAUUACUACUACAGUACUAAUAUUACUGUUGCUACUAUUAUUAAGACAACUGCUGCUAUCAUUACUAUUACUCCUACAUAGAUGGAUAGAUAGUACUUUAUUUAUUCCUAUUAAUACUACUAAUAUUAAUACUAACAAGACUACUACUGCAGCUACUAAUAAUAAUAAUACUACCACUAAUGCCAGGCUGUACAUUAGUUACCUUUUUUCAAAGUUUUUUCCGUAUUUUGCAGACUAUAGAGUGCACCGGGUUAUAAACCACACCCACUAAAUCUUAGAAGAAAAAAGUAUUUUGCCAUAUAUUAGCCGCACCUGACUAUAAGCUGCAGAUAUAUAUGUUGUGAAAUGAUUUAUUUACACUGUAAGAUUCUGUAAAUGUUUAUUUACAUACCUUAAUUUUUUCCAAACGGUGUCUGUAACACGGCAGUAAAACGGCUGAUCAAACAAAACAGAAGUCAUCGUCAUGGACCCACUAGCUGCGCAAGCUAGCUCUCCAAUCAACUAAAUAGAUUCAAUAACUCCACUGUGACGUUUAGGUGAAUUUAUGAAACUAAAACAAUGCAAAAAGAAUGCCAUUGUAAGUUGAUAAUACAAACACAGACACUCGUAAACGUGUUAGCAUAUUAGCUAAUGCCAACGACGCUAGCGUCAGCACGUUACGACAGCACGCACAAAUAUGCAGGAAAACACUCCCACAGACAUCCCACAUCGGACGGUUUAGUAAGAAAGAAUUGUUUGUUGUAUUGUAAAACUUACAAAAAAGUGAUGAAUGAAGAAUCCAUAAACGUUAUGGACGACUCGAAGACGGCGCAUGACGAUUGAAGACUGAGUCCAAACCGAAGGGCAAUGCAGCACCUGCACUGAGUGAACUCGUCCAAAAGAUGGCGUCAUAGCACAAACGAUAACACACAAUUUCAAUGUACUUACUUUUUGUUUUUUUAAACUAUUUGCAAUAAGGCAGUCAGCAAAGAAAAAUCCCCAAAUUCACCGCACCGUUUUAUAAACCGCAGGGUUCAAAGCGUGGGGCAAAAAAGUAGCGACUCAUAGUCUGGAAUUUCAAUACAUAAGACUUGCACGCCUCUUUUUCCCGAGUUAGCUCAGUGCUUCUCAAAUAGUGGGACUACCCCCCUCCCCCAUGACUUGUCAAAAAAGAUUUGAGAGGCACUUUGAUUGAUUGACUAAGACUUUUAUUAGUAGAUUGCACAGUACAGUACAUAUUCCGUACAAUUGACCACUAAAUGGUAACACCCCAAUAAGUUUUUCAACUUGUUAAAGGCGGGGUCCACGUUGAUCAAUUCAUGGUAAUGGCUUGUGUAUUUUAUUUUGAAAGUCAUCCUGCAGUGUGCUGUGCUUGUGAAAAGCAUUGUGACGUGUAUGUGGUCCGAAGGUUGCUGCGUUUCCACGGAGACGAGGUGAACGUUCACCGGCAAUAAGGAAGUGUGUGUGUGUGCACGUGUGUGUUUUGUGAUUAGUAUCCAGGUGGUUGAGCAACACAAAGUUGUGUGUUGACGGUAAAGUUAAGCGCGAUGAAGUCUGAGGUGAAAGUCGAGCUGGUCAAGUUCAUCUUCCUGGUGAUGAACUUCUUCAUCUUGGCUGUGGGCACCAGCGUGGCCGCCUGUGGCGUUUGGAUCCUGUUUGACUCCACAAGCUUCAUCGGCGUCGUUUCUUCUUCCGUGGGGCUGCAGAUGGUGGGGGCGGGGCUGCUGCUGAUCGGCGGCCUGGCGAUGGCGUCCAGCAUGAUGGGGUGUUUGGGAGCGCGCUGGGAAAAGAGACCUCUCCUUCUGGCUUACGUGUGCAUCCUGCUGCUGCUGCUCCUGGGUCAGCUGCUGCUCCUGCUGCUGCUCCUCCUCUACAAGCACUCGAUCGAGGAGCAUGCUGACACGCUGGUGAAUGACAUCAUCCACCAAUAUGACGGCGCCGGUUACCAGGACCGACUACUGGACGACCUGCAGCGCCACGGGGCGUGUUGCGGCCUGACGAGUCCAUCCGAUUGGCUGCAGAAUUCCUUCAUCCAGACGCUCAACGCCAGCGCCACGCACGUGCUUCCUUGUUCCUGUUUCAGCUCGCAUCAGAGCACCUCCCCCUUCCCCUCGCCAUGGUGCACCCGGGUGGACGUCCUGCGGGACUUUGGACUGGGAAACCACACACACACUCAGGGCUGCAGAGGGAAGCUCGGUGAUUGGCUGCAGGAGAACACGGUGACCGUGGUGGCCAUGGACGUCACCCUCAUGCUCACACAGGUCCUGCAGUUGGCGCUGGCGGCCAGUCUGUACCUGGCGUUUGGCCAGAAGACCACCGACGGGAUGGCAGCUAUUGACCCCGCCCACCACAACCUUGAACCCUCCUAGUAGUUUUACACACAGUGCAUAGAAUGCGCUGCAUGUAAAUACAGUACAAGACAUCAAUUUAGAGGAGCAAAUAAAGUGUAAAGGCACGGUUGCGAUUAAUCACAAAAAGCUUUGCAUGGAUCAUGUAUUCACGCAGAUUAAUUUAAAUUUAAACAGCAAGUUAAUGAUGUACAUUCAAACAAAAUACACCAUUUAGAUUUUGUUCAACCUUAAAGUGGUCCUAUUAUAUAUUGUUUUAAAAGUCCCACUAAAAUUAUUGAGGACCCAAAACGGCCUAAAAGUGUUUUCUUUUCUUUACUUUCAAUGCUUAAGUCAAAAAUGUUUUUAAAUAGGUAAAUAAGUCAUAACAUUUAUUUAGGUUUAUUACUGGUUUUGAGCGUUGACCCACUAAAGGUCUCAGGGAUCCAAAAGGGUCCCACUCAUUAAAGUGUGAAAAUAAGUCAUAUAUUAAUAUAUAUUAUUUUUACUUUCAAUGUUUACAUCUUUAGAUCAUCUUCAGGUUCAUCUGAUGAUUAUAAGUUUUUAUUUUUGUUUUAUGCUUUUUGUCCCAAAAAAUAAUUUUUAUGGCAAAUAUACAAAACGUGCAAUUUCCCCCCCCCCCAAAAAUGGCAAAGUGGAAUAUGCGAAGUAAUUGAAACCUUAAAUAGGUCAAUAAUUCAUAUUUGUUUUAAUUCAUUUUAAUUUGUUUAAAACAAAUGAGAUGUAAAAAAGUCCAAAAGGGCUCCACUCAUAAGUAUUAAAAAAGGGUCAUACAUUUUUUUGUUCAACGUUUAACACCUAAGUCUUUAUUUGUUAUUAUAGGUAAAUAAUUCAUAACAUUUAUUUUGGUUUAGUAUUGUUUUUGAGCAACGACAGUUUUAAAAUAAAAAAUCCCUUUUGGGGAUCAAAAAGGGUCCCACUAAUAAAUUAAAAAUAAUUAAGAUUAUUAUCUCAAAAUAAUAACUAUCCAUCCAUCCAUUUUCUACCACUUUUUCCCUUUGGGGUCGCUGGUGCCUAUCUCAGCUACAAUCGGGCGGAAGGCGAGGUACACCCUGGACAAUUCGCCACCUCGUCGCAGUGAUAAUAACUAAUAAUCUCAAAUUCAUUGUUUUAAACAAAUGACAUAAAAAAAAAAAGUCCCACUAGAGAUUUCAAAAGGGCCCCACUCAUAAGUAUUAAAAAUUGGUCAUACAUUUUUUUUGUUCAAUUUGUAACACUUAAGUCUUUAUUUUUAAAUAGGUGAAUAAUUCAUAAAAUUUAUUUUGGUCCAGUUCUGUUUUUGAGCAGACAGUUAAUUAAAAACAAUCCCACUAAUAAAUUAAAAAUAAGUCAUAUUAUUUUUACUUUGAAAGCUUAAAUCUCUAGAUCAACUUCAGAUUAAUCUGUUGAUUCCAAGUAUUUAUUUAGUUUUGUGCUCUUUUUGUCAAAGAAAACCUUAUUUUUUUAUGGCAAAUACACAAAACAUGCAAUACUUCCCCUUAAAAAAUGUCAUAGUGGAAUAUUUAAUGCGAAGUAAUCAAAGCCUUAAAUAAGUCAAUACUUCACUUUUAUUUAUUAUGAUUUUUUUUUAACAAAUUACUUAUUUAAAAAAAAAAAAAGUCCCACUACAGAUUUCCAAAGGGCCCCACUCAUAAGUAUUAAAAAAAAGUCAUAAUUUUUUUGCUCAAUUUUUAACCCCUUUUAUUAUUUUUAAAUAGGUAAUAAGGGUCCCACUAACAAGUAAAAAAUAAGUCAUAUUGUUUUAACUUAAAACGCUUAAAGCUCUAGAUCCACGUCAGAUUCAUUUGUUGAUUAAAAGCGUUUUUUUUUUUGGUGGAUGCCGAUUUUGUUAAAGGAAAAUGUGUUUUUAAUAUGCAAUAUUUUCCCCUAACAAAUAUGUCAAAGUGGAACAUUUGAUGUGAAGUAAUUGGAGCCAUAAAUAGGUCAAUAAUUCAUACCAACAUUGACACUAUUUUUAACAAAUGCUGUUAAAAAAUUCAAACUAAAAUGUUUUAAUUUCCAAGAGCCCUACUCAUAAAUUUGUUAAUGGUCAUACAAUCAUUUAUUUUUUUAAACUUUCAACGCUUGAAUCUAUAUUUUUUUAUUUUUAAUGAGGUAAAUAAUUCACAACAUUGAUUUUUGUUCAUGUUUUUGAGCAAUGACAGUCACACUAAAGGUCUCAGGGAUCUAAAAGUGUUCCACUCAUAAAAUUAUUAAAAAUAAGAUAUAUAUCAAACAUUAUUUUUAUUUUAAGCACUUGAAUCUCUAGAUCAAGUUUAGAUCUAUCUGUUGAUUAUAGGUAUUUAUUUUUUUAUGUUCUAUGGCCUUUUUGUCAUAGAAAACUUUUCCCCUAUAAAAUGUCAGGGGAAUAUUUGAUGUGAAGUAAAAUAAGCCUUAGUUUAAUUCAAAACAUUGAUUUUUAUUAUUAUUUAAUGAAGUUUUUCUUUUUAAAAUGCCUUUUGCCCAAAAAAAAAAACGCAAAAUGUAUGUAAUAUUGCAUUGAUGAAUAUUUGAUGUGAUUUUGAUUCAUUCUUCUUUGAGCAAUGACAGUUUUUAAGUAAAAAAACAGCCUGCAUGGCAACUUUAUUAGAUUCCACAUUACAACUUUUUCUUGUGAAA